CAUCCUUGAUCUUCCUGCUGAUGAUCCCUUUGCUCCCAAGGGCACAUGCAUGAUGAUGGCUGAUCAGGCUGCGAAACCUCCUCCCUGGCCCGGAACCACAAUAUCCCAGCUCCCCCUAGAGGGUGGUUGGAGCAGUGAGACAUAAUAAAACAGACCAACGACGCCACGCACUAUACAUCACCGCCCUCCCUUCCAUCGGAAUGGUCUUCUUUUUCUUUCUUUUGAAUGUGUGGUGCUAGGCCAAAGGGGAAGGUCUCACCGAGCUGGCUGUCUUUCUGGGGGAACACAAGAGUGUGCUCACCUCUUCGGGGCAAUUCGCAUGGAAAAAGGGGAGGAGGGGGGGGGGGGGGAGAGAAGAGACAAUACAAGGUAUGCAUCAUCUGAGGCAGGGAGAACGAGGGCGGGCGCCUAAGUGCAUGGCUGGGCUGCGAAAAAAAGCAUCAUCGCUCCUGCCAUUUUGCCCCCUUCCAACAUCUCGCUUGCUCGGUGACCCACUCUGGUCGCCUUGCCUUUCAACUCAGCGUCUAAUCCGAUGCGACGUAACUUGGGACGCCUCCUGGUGGGAAAGAGGGACACCCCGCAGUCGGCGUCACGCAUAACGCACGUACACGCGAUGCAACAACAACCACAAGCAAUCACCUCCAGGCAAGGCGGGCGCCUUCUCACAACGAGAAACACGAGCUCCGGGUCAUCGUCUGGUCCAGAGACCAGUCGCGUUUGUCCUCUUCCUCGUCCUCUUUCCUCUUCUUCUCGUUCUAGCCAGUCCCCCCUCCCUCUGGCUCCUCUUUUGUUGGGGGAAAAGACAGACCACUCACUCUACCGUCGAUCAAGAGCAGCAACAAUAAGUGGUAACGCCGACGGCAGUGGUGACACCAACCAAGACAAGCAAGACAACAACAACGCUGACAACAUUCACCACAACGGAAUACAAGACAACGUUGACAACAAGACUGUCAACCACUCUUUUCACCAACACCACAACAACAACAACAACAACAACAUCGUCCUCUUCUUCACCUUAACCCACAUCCUGUAUUAGCAAUGGCCGGCCCCUCCAACACCACCAAUACCACCACCACCAUCACCAACUCUGCCACUGUCUAUGCCAUGCCCGCCUCUACUCUUGUCAUUGGAUUUACCUCCUCCAGCGUUUGCUACGAUACAGAUCCUCCAGGGUCAUCUCCAGAGGAGCAGCAGCAGCAGCAGCAGCAGCAGCAGCAGCAGCCGCAGCCAGGCGUCACCAACCUGCGGUGGUUCCUCCAGCACCGACAUCAUCCCCCCAACAACAGUGGCAGCAACAACAACAACAACAACGACGACGACAGCAACAACAACAACAACAACCCCCCCCCUAACACAACUCCAUUCCCCACCAGUCCCGCAGCAAACAAUAGCAGCAGCAGCAGCAGCAGCAGCAGCAGCAGCAGCAGCAGCAGCGACAGCAGCGACGACAACAACAACAACAACAACAACGCCCCUCAGCACCCUAACACAACUCCAUUCCCCACCAGUCCCCCAGCAAGCAGCAGCAGCAGCAGCAGCAGCAGCAGCAGCAGCAGCAGCGACAGCGGCGACUCAUCUGGUCCUGCGCCGGACGUGCCACCUCACCCGGAGCAAUUGUUUGGAUCGUCUUUCCAGCAAGGUUCUUCCUCCCGGGUUCAUGGGGGCGUGGAUGCCAUGCAGCAGACAGACGACGCCUUCUCCCCCGCCUCCCUCCCCUUCAAGUUCUUGAAUUGGGUCCGUCGUUGUCGUUAAAUUGCUUGUCAUUGAUGACAGAUGAUGAUGAAUUUCUUGCCCUUGACUUCUCCUUCAAAUGUUUUCAAAUUUCCCAUGGAUUGAUUGGUCUUGACGCGGAUGGUGAAGUGUCUGAUAUCGGUGCCUCAUUUAUGGCCAUGUUAUCUUCACUUGGAUCUCCUUCAUUCCUUGGACAGAUUUGUUGUCUCGAGGGGAUCACCCGUCUCGGCCGAUCACCUUUAAUGCUAGGGAGGACGGUCAAGUUCCGCGGAAAGGUAUGAUGGUCGGUCAGCUUGGACCAGAGAGCGAGGGCGGGCUUGGUUGAUCAAGUUGACUCGGGAGCCUCCCUCAAUCCCCUCCGGGUGCACACUUGAACAGAGAGUUCCUAGCUCAAGGUGACUUUGUUUGCAUUUGGCGUUCGUUCUUUUUAUAGUAUUCUCUUUGUCCGUGUGUCUCUGUUGGCCCUAUCUGCCCUGCGUUGGGAUUGCUGGCGUCCGAGGCAAGAGGAUCGAUGCCUUGGGGGGGUAGUAGAGUCAUUGAAGGUACCAAAAUUGGAAUGCCACGUAUUGUUAGCUAUGAAUUCAUGACCAACGAG
Messenger RNA from Cryphonectria parasitica EP155, 2329 nucleotides. RefSeq lists its product as uncharacterized. The coding region runs from base 1042 to 1755 and encodes 237 amino acids. The record is from RefSeq and is a predicted model, not a curated record. NCBI's taxonomy places the organism in Eukaryota, Fungi, Ascomycota, Sordariomycetes, Diaporthales, Cryphonectriaceae. The transcript is spliced from 2 exons.